Rattus rattus (black rat) is the source of this 1535-nucleotide messenger RNA. RefSeq names its product zinc finger protein 805-like. The record is from RefSeq and is a predicted model, not a curated record. Gene Ontology annotation, biological process: regulation of transcription by RNA polymerase II. The transcript is spliced from 4 exons. Bases 542 to 1288 code for a protein of 248 amino acids. Lineage: Eukaryota; Metazoa; Chordata; Mammalia; Rodentia; Muridae. Gene Ontology annotation, molecular function: DNA-binding transcription factor activity, RNA polymerase II-specific; RNA polymerase II cis-regulatory region sequence-specific DNA binding.
UCAGUGGCCUGCACCCAGUCUGUGCCAGGAAACUGAUGGCAGUCAUUAACUGUUGGCUUCCACUGGAGGACACAUAAUCACCUGAUGCGUUGAUGUGCUAGCAUCCGUGUCUGAGCCCGAGGACGAUGCAUCUAACGCUCAGUUGCUCUUUGCUCACUAAGUCCCUCGAGAGUUGUGCUGCACCUGUGCAGCCCAUGCGGAAGUGAGGUGUGUGUGGCCUUUGUCCCACAUUUGUCAUACCUAGUGGCAGUGGAAAAACGAAGGCCAUAGGACCCAACACUUAUAAAUCAAAACUCUCUGAGGGAACCUCAUUCUGGGGAGAGUUCACACCAAGAACCCCAGGAGUCUUGCAGUGGGUGCAAAAUAAAGGCCAUGACAGUCCCUCAGAAGUUCAGAAAAGACUCUUCCAACAAGAGGCAGAGGCCGGACGGGAGAAGCUCCCUGGGAAAACAAGUCCUAUACAAGAUGGUGUAGAGAUUGCUGAGGAAGUGUAUCCAACACCUGUAGAGGAGGAAGGGGAAACCAUCUUCAAAUGCACUGAAUGUGUAAAGUAGUUAAUAAGAAACAUCUCCUGGCUGGCCAUGAAAAGAUCCACUCUGGAGUGAAGCCCUAUGUGUGUACAGAGUGUGGGGAGACCUCCAUAAAGAGCACUCAUCUCCUCCAGCACCAGAUGAUCCACACAGGAGAGAGGCCCUUCGAGGGCCUGGAAUGUGGGAAGGCCUUCAACUGCAAGUCGUACCUCACCCAGCACCAGCGGAUCCACAGCGGCGAGAGGCCUUACCAGUGCAGCCAAUGUGGGAAAUCCUUCACCCACCGCUCCAAUUUUGUCCUGCAUAGCAGGAGACAUACUGGAAAGGAGCCCUAUGAGUGCAGUGAGUGUGGGGAGGUCCUCCUUGAGAGUGCAGCCCUGAUCCACCACUAUGUGAUGCACACUGAGGAGAAGCCCUUUGUGUGCAGUGAAUGUGGCAAAGCCUUCACCCACUCUGACCUCAUCCGCCACUUCAGCAUCUACACUGGGGAGAAACCCUAUGAGUGUGUGGAAUGUGGGAAGGCCUUCGGCCGCAGCUCAUCCCUCAGUCACCAUCAAAGGAUGCACAGUGACAGCACCCCUCUCAGUGUGGCAGAGGAGGAAAGACCAUUCUCAACCACACAUACCUCAGUUACCCUCCGAGAACUCCUGGGGAAAGAUUGCUUGAAUGUAACCAGUGAGGGAAAUCUUUUGUCACAAGAAACAUCUUUCUCAGGAUCUGAUCAUCUAUACCAAAGAGAAGCCCCACAAGUGUCUUGACUAUAAAACAAGCAAAAACCCUCCAGUCACAGAAUACUCUGUCAUCUAAAGAGCAUCAGCAGACCCAGUCUUAUUUCCCCUCUGGAAAUUCACCCAGGAAAGAGCUCCAGGGCUGGGGAGGUGGGAUCGUGUUUUGCAUUCACAUGGGAAAAGCUUCAGCUUUUCAUCUCCCUCCUAGUUUACAUCGCUGUGUUAUCUCAGGGGCCAUUUACCGAGGAGCAGAUGCAGACGGAAAUAAAAGCACUGG